Malania oleifera is the source of this 1019-nucleotide messenger RNA. RefSeq lists its product as uncharacterized. Gene Ontology annotation, molecular function: RNA binding. Gene Ontology annotation, cellular component: nucleolus. The record is from RefSeq and is a predicted model, not a curated record. The transcript has a single exon. NCBI's taxonomy places the organism in Eukaryota, Viridiplantae, Streptophyta, Magnoliopsida, Santalales, Ximeniaceae. The coding region runs from base 113 to 760 and encodes 215 amino acids.
UCUAAAACCCCCGGAUUCUGUCUAAACCCUAGGAUGGCAGUCGCUUCCCCUCGCCUCCCUCUCAAGCUCAAAAACUACCGUGGAGUCGGACGAGGCUAACAACUGCGCCUCCAUGGAGAUCGAAAAGGUCUCGUCCGGGACAAAACCAGCAUCUGAAAAUCUUCCAUCGAAGCCAAAAUUUGAGCCAUUGAAGGCUCACGAGAUAUCUGAUGGUCGAGUUCAAUUUCGGAAAGUCCCCGUCCCAGCGCAUCGGUACGCGCCUCUCAAGAAAGCUUGGCAGGACAUCUACAACCCCAUAUACGAGCAGAUGAAGAUUGAUAUCCGUAUGAAUCUCAAGGCUCGUAGGGUUGAAUUGAAGACCAAACCCGACACUCCCGAUAUCAGCAAUCUGCAAAAGUGUGCCGAUUUCGUUCACGCUUUCAUGUUGGGAUUUGAUGUCAUAGAUGCAAUUGCCCUUCUGCGUAUGGAUGAGCUCUAUGUGGAUUCGUUUGAGAUCAAGGAUGUGAAGACCCUGAGGAACGAGCACCUUUCCCGUGCUAUUGGAAGACUGUCAGGCAAAGGAGGUAAAACGAAGUUCGCCAUUGAGAACGCCACAAGGACGCGGAUCGUGAUUGCGGACACAAGGAUUCACAUAUUGGGAUCUUUUGCCAAUAUUAAAAUUGCGAGGGAUUCUCUUUGCAGCCUCAUUUUGGGUUCCCCUGCUGGCAAGGUGUAUUCAAAACUUAGGGCAGUCAGCGCUAGAUUGGCAGAAAGGUUUUGAUAUUUCUUAUCUAUUUAAAUCCCCCCCGCCGGGGGGGGGGGGUGGUUGGUUGUUCUGAGAUUUGGGUUUUAAUUGUUGGCUAUAUCAUUUAAUGUCGCCGAGGGUGAGCAUUAAUGUUAUUUGAAGUGAAAUUUUUUUUCUUGAGGUCAUCGCGUCAUCUGUUAUGAUGUGAUUGUACCAUUGUGAGGAUAUAAUUGAUCCUUAUAUAGCUUUAUAAUUUCGCAUGCAUAAUCUAAAUUGUGCCUGCGCUAUAUUGUUA